GACAGAUUUGUGAUAAGAACAUGGCAACAGAACCAGCCUUCUUUGAUCUUCUUAUUAACAAUGAUGAAAUUUUACGUGCUCGGUUAGAAGCUGGAUUUGCUGAAGAAUUACAGUUCCAAGAGGCUCCACAGCCUUCUUUGAUCAGUUGUCAGAUGCCAAGCAUUGUGUCAUCAUCAACUCCGUCCAAGACCAACAUGGAAGCAAUUUCAGGACACAAGUUUGAACCAUCACCGCAAGUGAUAGAAAAAGGUCAAUCAUCACUGAGUUCUUGUGACAUUUGCCUGGAAAGGAAAGAAAAAUAUCAGAUCAUUAAAAAUGAAAGCUCUGGUCAGAUAUUUUGCUUAGGCUGCAGCAAAACUUUGGAACUGUCAAAAAAAGAAUGGUGCAGCAAAGAGUUGAGUAUGGAUAUGGGUUCUAGAAAUGACACUGCCAAGGUUGCAGUGAAAGCUGUCAGUCUCGACUCAGCACCAAAUGAAGGUGAGUUGGGGUUCAGUGAAAGUAAGCAUAGGAAAAUGGCUGAACCCAUUGUCGCAAAACAGCAGGGUCCACAGAGUCCUAAUCCUAAAGCAUGGGGAUAUACAGACGUGGAUAAGAAUCCAGCCAUUCCAAGUAAUGCUGAUUCUGAGAUGCCAGCUGACAGAGGAAAUGGAGGCUUCCGAACACGCUCCAGAUAUUUCAAGAGCACUGCUGCACGAUCUUUAGACAGGUCAUGUGUGGGACAAAUAUGUAACACGCGAGGAGCUAUUGAUCGUACUCCAGGAAAGGGUUCAGACGCUGGUCAAGAAAGAGAUGCAAAUGGUAUUCAGAAUAAUCUUAUUGACUUGGUGGAUGAUCUUUCUGACUCUGAUGCUUUUGAUGAUAAUGAUGAAUCUGAUUCUGAUUCCGAUCCCUCUGAAAAGAGCCCUGGGAAUACCAAGAAGAGAACUCUGUUGAAGGAAUUCCUUGGGAUAUUGGAGAAAUUGGCACCUGCGGAUGUCAAUGAACAUGCUAGGCAGUGGCACUGUCCUGUAUGCCAAGGAGGUUCUGGUGCUAACAAAUGGUACCAAGGCCUGCGGGCCCUGAUAUUACAUGCCAAAACCAAACUUGGAAAAAGGGUGAAGCUCCACCAGGAAUUCGCACGGCUGUUGGAAGAGAAGUUAUGCAGUAAGGGAACUUCUGACAUUCCUGCUGCCAAAGUGUUGAGUAAAUGGAGAGGUAUAAAACAUGAGAAGAAAAAUGAUGAGAUUGUUUGGCCUCCUAUGGUCAUCAUUAGAAAUACUAGCCUUAUGAAAGAUGAGAACAAUAAGUGGGUUGGCAUGACAAGCAAAGAGCUGCUCGACUCCUUCAGCUCAUAUGACGCUAUCAUGAAGGUUCAACAUGCUUACAAUUGUCAUGGACAUCGUGGGAUUAGUGUUUUGAUUUUUGAGAGCUCAGCAAGGGGCUUUUUAGAGGCAGAGCGCCUGCAUAAGCAUUUUGAAGAACAAGGAACAGGUAGAGAUGCUUGGAAUCAUCGUCCAGUCUACUUCCUGCCAAAUGAAGAGCGCCAACUUCAUGGUUUCAUGGCAAUGAAAGAAGACGUGGAUUGUUUCAACCAGUAUUCAAAAGGUAAGCCCAAGCUGAGAUGUGAAAUGAGAUCAUACCAAGAAAUGGUUGUGAACAAGGUCAGGAAAAUGAGCGAGGACAGUCACCAGCUUAUCUGGAUGAACAACAAGGUAGCUCAAGGACAAAGGCACCUAAAACUUCUUGAAGAAUCAAAUGCCAUGUUGAGGGAAAGGCUGAAGAAUGCAAUGAAGGAAAUUGAUAUUUUGAGACAGAAAAUCAAAUUGCAGCAUGAACAGCACAUGGAAGAGACGGACUUUCAAGAACAAUUUUUCAAGGACCAAAUAAAGAAUAUUCUUGAAGAAAGAGAUGAAAAGGGAGGGGAUCCUCAGAACACAGACGAGGAGUAAUGGAGACAUCACACUCAAGACAUGGCUCACACGUCUGUAGAGUCCAUGAUGAUGGAGGAUAGCUCAAUUUUUAUUUUUAUUUGGAAUUAUUUAUAGGAUUUAAUUUUA
Populus euphratica (Euphrates poplar) is the source of this 2036-nucleotide messenger RNA. RefSeq names its product protein SUPPRESSOR OF GENE SILENCING 3-like. The transcript is spliced from 5 exons. The coding region runs from base 21 to 1928 and encodes 635 amino acids. Lineage: Eukaryota; Viridiplantae; Streptophyta; Magnoliopsida; Malpighiales; Salicaceae. The record is from RefSeq and is a predicted model, not a curated record. Gene Ontology annotation, biological process: regulatory ncRNA-mediated gene silencing; defense response to virus.